AUGGUAAAUCAGGACGCGUUCUGGGUGCAGACAGAAGACUGGCACACAGCCGGCGAGCCCUUCCGUAUCGUCUCGGACCUGCCACCUCAUUGCACAACUACUGGAACAACAGUAUGGGAUCGCCGCCUCAACAUUGUUAAUCAACCAGACCAUCCGCUGGAUCUGUUGCGCCAGUCUCUUUGUCACGAGCCAAGGGGCCAUGCUGAUAUGUAUGGAGGCUUCAUUGUCCCGCCAAAUGACUCUGGUGCCCACUUUGGUGUUUUGUUCUGGCAUCGAGAUGGCUUCUCCACCGCUUGUGGUCACGGCACAAUUGCUCUAGGCCGAUACGCCGUGGCUAAAGGUCUUGUAGACUCUGUUCAAGAUGGCACAGUCAAAGUCGUCAUCGACGUACCAUCUGGCAGAGUAGCAGCAGAAGUCAAUUUAGAGGCUGGCAAAGUGGCUCAUGUCGAUUUCGUCAAUGUGCUCAGCUACCAAUACGCCAAAGACUUAUCUCUGACUAUACGCAAGGCCAACUCGGAAGAACUACAAAUCGCUGUGGAUCUAUCUUGGGGUGGAGCUGGGUGUGCAUCUGUUGAUGCUCGUCAAGUCGGUCUGGCUAUAGACCCUGCCAACGCCCGGCAAUUCAUCGACAUGGCUCGUUUGAUCAAGGCUGAGAUUGGAACACGAGGCGAUCACGCAGGCACUACUCUCUACACUGUCUCUUUCUUCGAGACACUCAGCGAUAAUGAAGAGACUAUCGAGCAGAAGAAUGUUGUCGUCUAUGCGGAAGGCGCUAUCGAUCGAUCACCUUGUGGUAGUGGAACCAGUGCUCGAGUAGCAGUUUUACUGGCACAGGGGAAGUUGCAUGGAAAAAAGAAGCUUAUCCACCACUCCAUUAUCGGUACCACUUUCGAAGCCAGUAUCGUGUCGUUGCAGCAGGACGAGGGCUCAGAGUAUCCGAGUUGCAUACCCAAAGUCAGGGGCAAUGCUUUCCUCACUGGUCGCCAUAGCUUCUUCAUCGAUCCGAAUGAUCCGACCUACCCUGGUUUCUUCUUCGAGUAG
Molecule: messenger RNA, 1041 nt
Organism: Aureobasidium subglaciale EXF-2481
Lineage: Eukaryota; Fungi; Ascomycota; Dothideomycetes; Dothideales; Saccotheciaceae
Exons: 1
Coding region: 1-1041 (346 amino acids)
Molecular function (GO): hydro-lyase activity
Source: RefSeq, a predicted model, not a curated record